Topomyia yanbarensis is the source of this 3432-nucleotide messenger RNA. It is a transcript of the gene Pax, whose product is annotated as paxillin. The record is from RefSeq and is a predicted model, not a curated record. Gene Ontology annotation, molecular function: actin binding; muscle alpha-actinin binding. Bases 831 to 2540 code for a protein of 569 amino acids. The transcript is spliced from 9 exons. Lineage: Eukaryota; Metazoa; Arthropoda; Insecta; Diptera; Culicidae. Gene Ontology annotation, cellular component: adherens junction; filamentous actin; stress fiber. Gene Ontology annotation, biological process: actin cytoskeleton organization; muscle structure development.
GUUUGACCGACGACGACGGGCGGAUGAAUCAACAUAGCGCGACUGAUCGUAGAAAGGAAACAAGUGGUUCCUGUUCGUGCCGAAAAGUUGUUGCUUCUCAGUGGGUGAUUGUGGGUGGUUGUGUCAUGUGUGUACAGGUGCGAUAGAUCGGCGUUGUUAUUGUUGUCACUGUUGUUAUUCUUUUCUAUUAAAAGUUGAAAAGUUUCAUGGUGAUUAAUUUCCAAGGGAAGAGGGUUUGGGAAAUUUGUGACGGCGCAGGUUGAUGGGUUGUGAUCGUACGUUCGAACUGCCGCUAGUGGUGGAGUGCCUGUUGCGAGAACACAACAAGCGGUUCUUGUGAAAUGUGAUAUUUUCGUCGAUUUUUGUGUUUAUACUUGCUUGUCCAAUUACCGAUGCUAAGAGAAAGAAGAGGACGAGACCCGUGGCGGCAUUAGUUGGACACACUCUCUUUUUUAAUGACGAUCGUUAUGCGGAAGACGCAAAAUUAUUAGCCUUGCGGUGUGUUACUUGCACCGGGCGAAGAAGACCGCAAACACUCAUCGCUCCGAGCCAAGAGUUUCGAGGUUUGAUGAAGUCCGUAUUUUUAGAUUGAUUGUGUUGCCGGAGUUAAUUCAUUCAAUACGGUAGGGAAUAGUUUAUGACGAAUGCAAAGGUGAAGUAGUGUGUACAUUUAAUUUUGCCGUUCACCUGGUAGGCGGUGAAAUUUUGAAAUGGUGUAACGUCUAAAACAAAAGCUAUUAAAGUGGUGCGUAUGGUGUUGUUUGUGGAGUCGCACGGUUCUUCGUUAGUUGUGCAAACGUAGCCCGUGAGCUGAAAGUGCCCCAACCGCGAUGGACAGGACUUGUUAUGGAAAGUGGGAUCCUGGAGCACGGCAGCCAUAUCGGUGUACACUACGCGAACGAGGAAUAGCGCCUGGAUAUGCUUUACUAGCUGAUCUCCAGAAUACAGUGCCAGGACAUAAUCAACAUGUUGGUGGUGGAGGUGGUAGUGGCGCAUCCUCCGUUCCUGGCUACGGCAGCUUGAACGGAGUCAGAAAUAAACAAACUCCGAGUCCGCAAAUGUACCAGAACACGACUAAAACUGUUACUGAAACACGUACCGCCAGCGCCAAUGGGUACAACGGUUCUCUGCCACGGUCGACUACGGCGCAUCACAGCAACAACAAUUCAUUGCCAAGAUCUGGCACGCCUCAGAAAUUGCAAGCAUCCACUUCCGGAAAUCUGUCCGAGCUGGAUUCCUUGCUACAAGAUUUGAGUAGUGCCCGAUAUGGAAAUAUUGUGGAAAAACAAACCGCCAACAAUGGGACGAUUAGUCCAUCACCAUAUGCCACCAUCAACGAUACAAUCAAGCGUCCUUCGGUAGACAGUCUGCUAGAUGAGCUCAGCAAUGCCAAUGCUAAUCCGAUUUAUGCCGUACCGUACGGCAAUCAAUCGCCAAAUCCGCAGCCGCAUCCCGGUCGGCAGGUUACGAUCACAGUGCGGGAGACUACUACUGAAAAGUUAACUGGGACGCCUAGUGCCAACUAUCAGGAUCAAAUGUAUCAACAGCAGCUAACCCAGAAUGAGCAGGCGAACCACACCUCGUCGGCCACCAAGGAACUCGAUGACCUCAUGGCUUCGCUAUCUGAUUUCAAGAUCUCCGCCGGAUCCCACCAGCUCCAGGCGGUAACGGAUUACGCGAAACCAAACCAGGGCACAGCGCACUAUCAGAGCACUCUGACCACGGUGACCACGACCGAACAGUUGCCCCCCGCAAACGAUCAGUUGGAUUCUAUGUUAGGAAAUCUGCAAGCCGACAUGAGUCGCCAGGGAGUCAAUACGACCCAGAAGGGCUGCUGUAAUGCGUGCGACAAACCGAUCGUCGGUCAGGUUAUCACGGCUCUCGGCAAAACGUGGCAUCCGGAGCACUUCACCUGCAAUCACUGCAGUCAGGAGCUGGGAACGCGAAACUUUUUCGAACGCGACGGAAAUCCGUACUGCGAGGCGGACUAUCACAAUCUGUUCAGCCCUCGUUGCGCCUAUUGCAACGGACCAAUUUUGGAUAAAUGCGUAACGGCCUUGGAGAAAACUUGGCACACGGAGCACUUUUUCUGUGCCCAGUGCGGACAGCAGUUUGGCGAGGAUGGAUUCCACGAGCGCGAUGGUAAGCCGUACUGCCGCAACGAUUACUUCGACAUGUUCGCGCCGAAGUGCAACGGAUGCAACCGGGCCAUCAUGGAGAACUACAUUUCCGCGCUGAACAGCCAGUGGCAUCCGGAUUGUUUCGUGUGCAGGGACUGCCGCCAGCCGUUCUUCGGUGGAUCCUUCUUCGACCACGAGGGCCUGCCCUACUGCGAGACGCACUAUCACGCCAAACGGGGCUCGCUGUGCGCUGGUUGCUCGAAACCCAUCACCGGUCGGUGCAUCACGGCCAUGUUCAAGAAAUUCCACCCGGAGCAUUUCGUGUGUGCCUUCUGUCUGAAGCAGCUGAACAAGGGCACCUUCAAGGAGCAGAACGAUAAACCCUACUGUCACCAGUGUUUCGACAAACUGUUCGGAUAAACGGUUCGGGUGGUAGUGGAUUUGGAGUCAUUUUAUCUUCGUCGUGUUUUUGUUUUCCCUCCCCCUUUUAUUUCCCCAUGCGGUUAGAUCUGUGCGAGUAUUUUUGAUUUUCGAAUCGACUGUUUAAUUUCGGGUUAACUUAGUAGUAUGUAAUUUCUGUUCGAAUUUUGAUUGAAAUAUUUACUUAACGAUAGUAAUAUAAACAACUGUGCGGGAGGCGUAUGGUGAAACGCUUGUCUAGUUAUAUAAAUAUUUUGUUGUUCUUUUUCUGCGCAAAACUGAAUGCAAACAAGUUGUACACAAAGUGGUAACUUUGCUGUCAGAGUCGAGAAACUGGCAAAUUAUUUUCAUUGUGCAACUGACACCACAGACACACACAAUGUUAACCUAUAGAGUAUUUAACAGUUUUAAACGUGUAAGCAAUUAACGAAUAAACUGUGGAAAUAAUAUAGCAAAGUAUGGCGUCAUUGUAAUGAAUCUUGAAAACAAGUCAAUCUGUAUUAAAACCCGUUUCCAGCAACUAAAAUAGUAACCAUAGCAAAUAUAUCAAUCCAGGUUGUGGAUUAAUUCAGUGUAUUCGAAGUUGAUAGUGCACAUAAUUUAGUAAACGAUACGACGAAACAUGUUCAAAACUGUAGAAUUGAUGGUUCAAAAUUCUGAAUUAUUUUUAUUCCCAAACAAAGUUGGGGAGUAUAAUUUGCACAAAAUCGUUGGUGUGCCAUUUUGUUUCAUAUAUAUCAUUCUGACAGAAUCCAGCCGAUUGCAUAGAAAUAACUGCUGCCGUUACAUAGAAAAUAAAAUGUCAUAAAAAGCAGUUAUAUUGGUUCCCUAACAUUUAAUAAAGGCAGUUAAAUAAUAAUGCUUCUGCAAUCUUCACACGUAAAUAAAGAAA